GUUAGACACGUUGUAAUAACAAUUAGAUUUGUACCAUUCAGUUAUUAUAGUAUAAGCAUGUUUAUCAGUUGGAUGUUAGGUACUUUACUUGUAGUUUACAAUGUUAAGAUGACGCUCAGUUGUCGCCAACAAUGGCAGCAAGCAGCAAUCGAUGCAGUUCACGAAUUACUGGAUCACGAAUUGGAACCCGUGAAUCCGGCAGAUGUCAUUUAUGAAAAACUUGAUCACGAAGUUAUUAAGACAAAAUCUCUCUUUCGAUCUGGUGGUCACAAUAUGAACUUCUGGGGUCCCUUCUCAGUUUACACCGAUGCCGGUGGUUGUUAUGAAGAAGAUCGACCAGAAACAUACACGGGAGCUUACACACUAAGUGAAAGCGGACAAAGUUGUCUUAUGUGGAGGGACUUUACAAAAUGGAUUCGGCAACAUUCGAAACACACAAUGUUGGCAAAACAAAGGAAAAUGCUAAAUUCAUCCUGGGCAUCUAUGCAAGGGAAAGAUUACAGUGAGGAAGACGCCAUCUUAAAAGCGGCGAACGAAACUAUUGCAAACAUGGAGGAACAAGGUUUGGUGAGUCACAACUUUUGUCGUGAUUUUGACGGAAAUGGUAAACCGUGGUGUUUUGUUCAAAAAGGUCGAAUGAUAAUGUGGGAGAAUUGUGGUGUUCCAGUUUGUACAUUGUGUUGGAGAAUGCGGCAACGAGCUCUUCGAUUCAAAUUUAAUCCGAUGUUAUUCAAAAAUUAUUGGCUCCCACAAUGCAAUUUCAAUGGAUCUUUUGCUCGUGUGCAGUGUUGGAAGGUAUAUUGUUGGUGUUCGAGGUACGAUGGUGGUGUAAUACGAGAAACACUUAUAAAAGGCAACAGAUCGCAAAUGAAAUGUUAGAAUUGUAAAUGAAUGUAUUUUACUGGAGCCUGAUUACUUUUACGGUUUCAGUAAAAAAUUUCUCAUCUCUUUGUACGUAAAAGUAGGGCGGGGGUGGAAGAUGAGACACCUUUUCAUUCUGUUUUCUCAUCACAGCAUUUGGUAGUAAACAGAGAACAUUUAAAGAAUUAUAAAACUGUAUUCUCACGACUUCCAUAGACCGUUGCUAAUUGUUUAAAACACGAUCAGCAUAUUUGGACAUUACGUGCAUUAUGUGCUAAAGGUGUUCCGUCUCCCCCUACCCUACUUGUACACCAAUUCGCAACAAUUAAACUAUGAGCCAAGUUGAAACAAGUUUCUGUAACCACGGUGCUUGUUGAUUUAUCUUUAAUCAAUGCGGAACUAUUAAAUAAUUGAGAAACUCAUGAUGUAUUAUGUUAUCUAUGCUGUGAUUAUCAUUAAUUAUGAAUCGCGAGAAACUGGUGUUGGAAUUUCACGCGACACGAAUAUAAAGCUUGGUGAAAAAGGCGAGCUAUCUAUAAAUAUGGGUUGGUGUGGGUAAGUCACCACAAGUAUACGAAAGAUGAACUUACAAUGUAUUCUGUUGGUGUGUUUACUGGGAUAUUGCACUGCUACAAUUCCCAAUGAGUGCUGCGACAAUCCAGACCUUCAAAACUACAGCAAAUGUCUUGGAACUGAAAGAAUUUGUGAGUUGAUGUCAUUAUUGAACGAAAACAGAGAAACAGGUGGCAUUAUGGCAACAGGCAAGCGAUCACGUGAUAUAUGUGAUGACUUUCGAAUUAUCUCACCGAGAUUGAAAGCAAUGUGUGAAGCAAAUGCCAAUAAACUCAAAUCUACUAUGGAUAAGAAAUAUGAAGCAAGUGUCGGGAAUUGGUUCUGGAACUGAAAUAGAUUUCUUGUGCUGUUUUGAUCUUAGUAAUAAACAUAUUGUACCUCCA
Molecule: messenger RNA, 1817 nt
Organism: Ciona intestinalis (vase tunicate)
Lineage: Eukaryota; Metazoa; Chordata; Ascidiacea; Phlebobranchia; Cionidae
Product: tissue-type plasminogen activator-like
Source: RefSeq, a predicted model, not a curated record